CAGUCUGAUUGGACAGUGUCAGUGUGGGCGUCCGUUUUAAAAGGGCCAGUGGAUGUGGCGUGACGGUAGAAGCAUCGCGGUGUAAAAUACUGUUAGGUAAAACACACUUGACAAGCCUUCUCAUCUUAGAGGUGCAUCAGUGUAAAAGAGUGUGGCAGGUGUACAGAUUUGCCAUUUAAAGACAGAAGAUUGAUCUAAAAGUCUCUAAAACGUUCAUUUAGCUCUCAUUCAUAGCUUGACAGUCUCACUUUCAGGUCACUGAGAUAUGUUGAAACUAUUGACCACAGUUGCUCUGCUGACUGUCACUUCAGUGUCGGAUGCUGCUCCGUUGAUGCCUGGACAACCAGAUGCCUUUGAAGAACCAGCUGAUGGAGGUGAGACAGGUACAAGGAGAACUGUCGCGGAUAUUCAGGAUAAUGCAGCACGAGUGACAAGGAUUUUUGAGAAAAUACUGAAGACCAGACCAAUGACGACAUUUCCCGAUGGAGAUGGAAAGACCGUAGUGAUGAGAGCGUUAGACGAAAUAAUUACAGCUACAAGUAACCCAAAUAUCAGAGACAAAACCUUAGACACGGGUGUCAAUAAUCCAUUAAAGACACUAACACUCCUUUCUGAUGGUCACGAGGAGAUUCCGCCAGUGCCGGGCAGCAGUGAUGGAUCUCUGAGGAUUGACCGUAUAAUCAGUUCACCUGAUUCCCAGCGGCAAACGGAGAAGAGCGGACUGUUCAGACUGUCAAAGGUGAUUGAUUCAAACAAGUACGACGACACUCCAUCAGCAGCUGAACGAUCUGAUCCCAUCACGGGGGAGCCGGGUGCUCGAGAGGAGCUGCUGAAGAUGCUGAGUGCACUUGAAGAGCUUCACAAGUUAAUGAACAGCACACUGAGCCAUCGAAUCACCAUCAUGACCAGAGGAAAUGGCAAUGGACGAAGUACCGGGAAGAAGAACAAAAUGGUAGUGACAGAUGGAAACCUGAAAUCCACCACUGCGACCACUAUAGACAGCGGUUGGAUUUCACCGAAGGCCAGCACUGACCAAAUGGAUCCCAAACUCAACGGAAAAGCCCUUAAAAAGUCUCUUCCAUCAGCUAAGAAAACCAACAAGAGAGUGUGCUUCUGGAAGUACUGCUCUCAGAACUGAGUUGAGCAACCCAUUUAGCCAUCAUUUCACCCAGCCACAAAUCCUGUUCUCAAACAUAGAUGCAGACCAUCAAUAACAUCACUGACCCCUCUGACCUGUGACGUGUGUACCUUUGACUUUGUGCACGAAAUGCUCUUAAUUUUCGAUCUACAACAUCUUUGUUGUUGCAAGCACCAAUAAAAAUGACAAAGCAUUCAAAAAAUACUGUGAUAAUAAAGAGAGAACUUUAUUUUUCUAUAGAUAUCUCUCUCGGUGAUCAUUGCAAUAUAAGACAGUAUUUAAGAGUGACGUGCAUUACUGUGAUUGGGGUCACUGUACUAGUGUUUGCACAAGUUCUCAAAGCUCAAAGUUAGAGGUCACUAUGGUGAUGAUGAGGUAGCAAGUCGACUAGAAAGACAGGAUGUUGCCGUUAUGCCUUCUAAAUUGAUCUGAUUGCUCAAAGAGCUGCUGUUGCUUGGGGGACGUUUAAUGAGACCCUAAAAAAAUGCAAGAGAACAAGCCAAACCAUCCUCAAUGACUCGCAUAUCAAAAUCUCAUUCUUCACACAA
Molecule: messenger RNA, 1686 nt
Organism: Cyprinus carpio (common carp)
Lineage: Eukaryota; Metazoa; Chordata; Actinopteri; Cypriniformes; Cyprinidae
Biological process (GO): regulation of blood pressure; blood vessel diameter maintenance
Cellular component (GO): extracellular region
Molecular function (GO): hormone activity
Source: RefSeq, a predicted model, not a curated record